Molecule: messenger RNA, 411 nt
Organism: Striga asiatica
Lineage: Eukaryota; Viridiplantae; Streptophyta; Magnoliopsida; Lamiales; Orobanchaceae
Source: the annotation of a GenBank genome assembly
AUGGCGGUUGUUGAAGAACUUCAGAGACGAUUGCCUUUGGCCAUCGGCCGAGGGGAAGGAGAAGAGGAAGAGUUUGAAGUUGGAACAACUGGUGUUGAAGAAGAAUUUCCAUUUGAGUUCCGAGCUUUAGAAGUAGCGUUAGAAGGAGUCUGUAGCUCUCUCGAUGCUCAAACUAGAGAGUUGGAAGUUGAUGCUUACCCGGCUUUAGAUGACCUCACUGCAAAGACCAGCAGUCGAAACUUGGACCGUGUGCGUAAAAUGAAGAGCGCUAUGACUCGGUUGAUAAGUCGGGUUCAAAAGGUAAGGGAUGAACUGGAACAACUUCUGGACGAUGAUGAUGACAUGGCGGAUCUGUAUCUCUCGAGAAAAUCCGCCAUGUCAGCUUCCAUCUCGAGUGGUUACAGACGUGAC